Molecule: messenger RNA, 969 nt
Organism: Lathyrus oleraceus (garden pea)
Lineage: Eukaryota; Viridiplantae; Streptophyta; Magnoliopsida; Fabales; Fabaceae
Exons: 3
Coding region: 1-969 (322 amino acids)
Source: RefSeq, a predicted model, not a curated record
AUGGCACAUCAAUCCGAUACCACCUCCUACACUACCGUGUCCGAUUCACACAGCACGGAGUUUGGCAACCCUAACCGGGAGGAAGUUGGUGUCAACGCUGCAACGUCUUCCCAUGCAAGAAGACCAAAAGAAACGGUCUCCAGAAACUCCUCAGCUAUCGCUCUGGACAAACCUUCCAAGGAAGGAUCGAGGGUUUCCGUUCCCUUGACCACUAUCAUACCCGAUGAUGGUGCAUGUCGUGAAACCGCAGUUGUGUUAAGAGAGAAUGUGUCUGGACUACCUGAAGAGGGUCCUAAGAAUGAUAAACCUGUGAGCAAAGUGAGAGGUGAGAAGGUUAGUGUCACUCAAGCUGUUGAUGCCAACCCUAGAGCUGACACAGUCAACCUGGAAGAGUUCUCUGAUAAUGAACUGUUGGCCUCAGUCAUCCCUAGCAUAGCCAAGAGGGUCAUGACUAGGAGAGAGAAAAAGACAGUUGUGCAAAAGUCCCCAACCAAGGAAGUUGAUGAGACAACCUCUCCCAAGCAAACAGUGACAGAGAGUGCACGCAAGAGAAAAGGACAUGGACCUGCAAAACCUUGGAGCAAAGAGGUGCCCAAGAAACUGAAGACCAAGGUUGUUGUGGUGGAAUCUGACUCGGAUGUUCCCUGUGAUGUCACAACAUCCCUGUCCAGGAAAAAGCCAACCUCUAGCAAGUUGGCUGCUAGUGUUCCAGAGGGCAAGCAUGUUCCUGACAUUGUCAUGACAUCGGAAGAAGCAUCCAAAGCUAGCAACCAACCAGAUAAAGCUGCUGUCAUUGCAGUGCUCAGAGAGACUUGCAAAGAGCUGGAGUCUAGGAAGCUUGCGUUGGAAAAGCUGAUCUUUCAAUUGGAGACGUCUGCUGAGGAUACGAAUGAAGCUGCUAGGCAAAGUUCUGAGGAUGAGGAGGAGGCCAGUUCUGAAGAGGAGGCUGAUGAUGAGGCUGAGGAAUAA